This is a messenger RNA of Spinacia oleracea (spinach), 1665 nucleotides long. RefSeq lists its product as uncharacterized. Gene Ontology annotation, molecular function: nucleic acid binding. Lineage: Eukaryota; Viridiplantae; Streptophyta; Magnoliopsida; Caryophyllales; Amaranthaceae. The coding region runs from base 1 to 1665 and encodes 554 amino acids. The transcript has a single exon. The record is from RefSeq and is a predicted model, not a curated record.
AUGACUUCAGAUUUCAAUCUCAACGACGCUUGGUUUCCAGAUGAUGAAGAUGAAGAAAUUGAUGGAUAUUCCGGCUUUAACUUGAACGAUGCUCCGAUUCCAGAAUCAGAGAUGGAAGAAGACUCUGGAAGUGAUGGCAAUCAUCACAUAAUCAGUUAUGAUAAUAGUUCUGAUGAUGAUAUGGAAGAAGUUGGGGACAUACUUCAAGGCAACGCCGUUUAUUUUGAUUUGAACCAUCCACCACUAGAGACUCCACUCCAUCAAACAGGAAAUCAGCAACAAGCAACACAAAAUCAUCCUAAGCGUCGCAGGCUCAGCAGUCAAAACAAGCUUCACAUUCUCAUAUGGCUCCUGGAUAGGGCAACAAGGGGCAAAAAAGAAUACGGGUCAAUAAAAGCAGCAACAACUCACUUUGGGGUCGUGUCAAGGACCAUAUCUAGGAUAUGGAACACAACAAGGAGGCAGAAACAAGCAAUGCAAAGGUAUAAUCUUGCAACUCUACAUCAUAAUGCUGGCAGGAAGAGAAUUCAAUUAGACAUUGAUGAGCUAACCAAACUUGCAAUGGGAGACAGAACAUGUAUAAGGGACUUAGUUCCAAAGCUUGGCAUAACGAGGGGUACGAUUCAUCGAAUGAUUAAAAGGGGAGGUAUCAAGCCACAUACAAAUCCGUUACAUCCUGGAUUGGGGGAUCCAAACAAGAUAGCAAGGAUGGCAUACAUUUCAGGUAUGCUGGUGGGGGACGCACCAGAAACAAAGACACGGUACAAACCAUAUGACUAUGUUCAUCUAGAUGAGAAAUGGUUUUAUUUGACAAAGAAAUCACAGAGAUGCUAUCUUGCAAGGAAUGAAAAAGGCAAACACAGAGCUGCACCAUCAAGCAAAUGGAUACCAAAAGUAAUGUUCACAGCGGUUGUUGCAAGACCAAGAUUCAACACACAAAAGGAGUGCACUUUUGAUGGAAAGAUAGGCAUAUUCCCAUUCACAUAUAGUGAACCAGCAAAGAGAAGAUCAAAAUACAAAGAGAAGGGGACAUUAGUGACCAAAGUCAUUGAAUCAGUAAAUCAAAAGGUGACAAGGAGCAUGUUAAUCGAGCAAAUCAUACCGGCAAUAAUAGAAAAAUGGCCACCUAGUGAAGGUCCGAAGACAAUAUUCAUUCAGCAAGACAAUGCAAAGGCACAUGUGACUCAAGAUGAUGCUAUAUGGCAACAAGUGUACCAACAAGGUGAUUUCACAUUCAUACUAGUGCAACAACCACCUAAUAGUCCUGACAUGAACAUAUUGGACCUCGGUUUUUUUAGGAGCAUUCAAUCAUUAUUGCACAAAAAAAUGCCAAAAGACGUAGAUGCAAUGAUGCAAGCAGUUCAUGAUGACUUUUAUGAGUUGGAGCCUAAAACACUGAGUAAUGUUUGGUAUUCACUGCAAUAUGUUUGGAAUGCUAUUUUAAAGUCACAGGGGGCAAAUGAAUAUGUCUUGCCACACGUAAACAAAGCAAGACUUGAAGCUGAAGGUAGAUUAGAAGAGCAAGUACGUACAAGCUCCAAUGUGGGCAGUCAUUCAAGCAUGGGAUGCAAUACAUGGGGAAACAAAUGCACAGCCAGAGUAGGUAAUUGCAGCAACAGGAACAAGAAACUCACAACCGGACAGAGACACACCAGAGAGUUCUAA